AUGGCUUCAAUGAGGGCAGAAACGACCGAGGCCCUCGAAAGGAGCCUGUCAAGCGGUCCCUUCAUUAAUACUAGGUUCAACGUCUUCUCGAGCCGGCGUAAAGUAGGUGGGGGACAGCGCUUGUGUCAUCCCUUGCCGUUGUAUGCGGCCUCGGCGACAUUAAAUCGUUUGGAGCUCGAGAAUAGCAACUACGGAGACGUCAGCAACAUUAAGCGAAUGACGCUCUGUGACAUUAUAUCCGCCAGGAUAACUGAACGCGCCUUCUUUGAUGUCGAUGACGAGUACGAAGAAGACAGCGACUUUGACGGGGACGAAGGGAGCCUUAUAGAGGAAGAAGCAGAGGAAUCCUGCAGCGCCUCCAAGGCAGACUGUAGUGACGCGCCAACCUCUGCUAAGUCUUCCGGAAUCUCGAAGAACACGUACGAUGAUAUCGUCUCAGGAUGCAUUCCAGCGACCCCGAGUACCUUUGUAGUCACGGGUUUCGCUUACAGGACAUGGAAAGCGUUCCUAUUUUACGCUUACACUGGUCAAGUUAAUUUCUCUCCUCUCACUUCCAACCCGCACAAAUAUGACGAAAAGACCGACGAUCAUGGCUCUGGCCACAACGAUAUUAAAACAAGGUGUCCUCCGUGCUCUCCCAAAUCUAUGUAUCGCCUCGCCGAUAAAAUUCAGAUAGGGCCGCUGAAAAAACUUGCGUUUGAAGAGAUAUGCAAGAACCUCAACAAGGACAAUAUCCUGCAGGAGGUCUUGUCCAAGUUUACCGCUGCGCAUCCGGAGAUACGAGAAGUGGAAACGCGCGUCUUGAUGGGCUGCCGCAGAGAAAGCGGGGUUAUGGAUGCCUUUCCAAAGAAGAUAGCGCAGAUGAUGCGAGGUGAGAUACCGCACUGCGAGGAAGUGCUCGCCACCGUCAUGAUGACUUUGUGGAACACGUCGUAA
Molecule: messenger RNA, 936 nt
Organism: Coniophora puteana RWD-64-598 SS2
Lineage: Eukaryota; Fungi; Basidiomycota; Agaricomycetes; Boletales; Coniophoraceae
Exons: 6
Coding region: 1-936 (311 amino acids)
Source: RefSeq, a predicted model, not a curated record